GAGUGUUACUGAAGUGACAAGUUUCCGAAUUUCGAUCUCGUUCAUCAAUGGAUUCCCUCUCCCAAAAACCUAAACCCAGAAACUCUCUCUACCCAGAAGUAAUCGAUUCCAACCCCGAAGCCUAUUCGUCCUUCCAAAAACCUAAUUAUCAACAGCAGAGUUCUCUCUACCCUUCCCUUGACGUUGAUGACCUCAGCGACCUUGUCCAAACCCUAUUUCCCCGAAAUGACACCGGAAGCAGCGACGGCAGUGUUCAUUCGCCGUCUGCUCCACCGGCCGCUACCGAGGAGGUCCUCAUCAGGAUCUCCGGCGCCAUCCUCAACCUCAUCGACACCCACUACAGCGUCGAGCUCGCUUCCGGCGACUUCUCCAUCAUCCGCCUCCGGCAGGGUGACAGCGCCGUCGCCGUUUACGCCCGCGUUGCCGACGAGAUCCAAUGGCCCCUCGCCAAGGACGAAACCGCCGUCAAGGUCGACGACUCUCACUACUUUUUCUCCUUCCGACCCCCCAAGGGCUCCGAAUCCGAUUCCGAUUCCGACGAAGAAGAUCAGCGUAGCCGCGGGAAAGAUAAGAGCGGUUCCGAUCUGCUGAGCUAUGGGUUGACGAUUGCGUCGAAGGGGCAAGAGGGAUUGUUGAGGGAGCUGGACGCGGUUUUGCAGAGCUGUAGCAAUUUCUCGGUGCAGAAGGUUUCUGAGAGUUCGAAGAAAAAAGGGGAGGUUCUAGAUGGUUCAUUGGCGAAGGAGACUUCGCCAAAGGAUUUAGAUUCGGCGAAGAAGAAGGAGAUGUUGGAGGAGCGGAGCGCUGCGUAUUGGACCACGCUGGCCCCAAAUGUGGAGGAUUAUAGUGGAACCGCGGCGAGGAUGAUUGCGGCGGGUUCCGGGCACGUGAUCAAGGGGAUUCUUUGGUGUGGGGAUGUGACUGUGGAGAGGUUGAAAUGGGGGAACGAGGUUAUGAAGAAGAGGAUGAGCCCUCGCUCGCAGGCUCAAGUUAGCCCUGAAACCAUGAAGCGGAUUAGAAGGGUUAAGAGAGUGAGUAAAAUGACAGAGAAGGUGGCAAAUGGGUUCCUCUCCGGUGUCCUGAAAGUCUCUGGAUUUUUCGCCAGUUCAUUGGCAAACUCAAAAGCAGGAAAGAAGUUCUUCAGCAUGCUCCCAGGGGAAGUUGUGCUUGCAUCAUUGGAUGGAUUCAAUAAAGUGUGUGAUGCUGUUGAAGUAGCUGGAAGAAAUGUAAUGUCAACAUCAUCCGAUGUAACAACUGAGCUUGUCAAUCAUAGAUAUGGAGAUCAGGCUGCUGAGGCGACAAAGGAAGGGCUUGGUGCUGCUGGUCAUGCUUUGAGUGCUGCGUGGGCUGCUGUUAAGAUUAGGAAGGCUCUUAACCCUAAGAGUGCUCUUAAACCUACCUCCCUGGCCAAAACUGGUCUUAAAGCUGCAGCUGAGGAAUUUAAGGCCAAAAGUUCCAAGUAAUUAUGCGAAGAUUAGUUCAAUUUAAUUUUAUGUAAAGCUUAUAUCAGCUUUCCAUUACCGACUUUUUUCUCCAAGAGAACAUGAGAAGUUGAGAACAUAAACAUAUCAUUUGUUGUUUUUAGUGUAUUCAUGUACAUGUGUAAAGUGUGGCUGUUGUAUUUAUUUCUCUUAUGGCAUGAAAAAAAUUCACUAAUGUUUAGGGAUGAAUGUUAGAAAUUUUAAGAAUUUUACAUUUGAUUCUGAGCUGCAUGUGUCCUUUGUUGGCAUAAGUUGUUUCUAAAGUGCUUUUAUAGUAUCAUACCACUUUCACUUUCUGUGGAACGAGGAAUAUUAUGCUACCUCUAGUUUCUACUCCAAUUUCAAUAUGUGCUUAGAACAUUGGAAGAUAUUGCACAGCUGAGUGCUGGAAAAUCAGCCCUAAUUAGUUUGUACUUUCAUUAUCACUUAAGGUAGUUACACAUCAUUUUCUCAUGUUAUUUUCAGUAUUUGGAUCUACUCAGAUUGAUAUAAAUAUGAGAUUU
Arachis stenosperma is the source of this 1981-nucleotide messenger RNA. RefSeq names its product protein EARLY-RESPONSIVE TO DEHYDRATION 7, chloroplastic-like. NCBI's taxonomy places the organism in Eukaryota, Viridiplantae, Streptophyta, Magnoliopsida, Fabales, Fabaceae. Gene Ontology annotation, cellular component: plasma membrane. Bases 48 to 1460 code for a protein of 470 amino acids. The transcript has 4 exons. The record is from RefSeq and is a predicted model, not a curated record.